Vidua chalybeata is the source of this 1983-nucleotide messenger RNA. RefSeq names its product acrosin-like. Gene Ontology annotation, molecular function: serine-type endopeptidase activity. The record is from RefSeq and is a predicted model, not a curated record. Gene Ontology annotation, biological process: acrosome reaction; proteolysis. NCBI's taxonomy places the organism in Eukaryota, Metazoa, Chordata, Aves, Passeriformes, Viduidae. The transcript is spliced from 5 exons. The coding region runs from base 106 to 1773 and encodes 555 amino acids.
UCUGUGACAUCACCCCGUCCCGGUGGCACCGCGGGCACCGCCAGGGCCGUGGGUGGCACCGGAGGUGACAGCUCUGCCCCGGCUCUGCCACCUGCGCUGGCACCGAUGGCUUUGCUGGCGCUGCUCGUCCUGCUGGCCCUGGCCGGGCCCGUCUGGGCCUCCUGGGACACCUGCAGAGGCACCUGCGGGCUCCGGCCCUUGGCGUUUGACCACAGCUCUGGUGCUGGCACGUCCCGUGUUGUGGGUGGCACCGGUGUCCAGCCAGGGGCCUGGCCCGGCAUCGUCAGCAUCCAGGCCACCUGGGAGAACGGCACGUGGCACAUGUGCUCGGGUGUCCUCCUCAGCUCCCAGUGGGUGCUCACGGUCGCACACUGCUUCGCCAGGGCCGGGGGCAUCUCCAUGUGGGAGGUGGUGAUGGGGGCCUCAGAUCUCAGCCAGCCGGGCCCCGAGGCUGCGGUGAGACGCAUCCAGAGGCUCCUGGUGCACCAGCACUACGUGGCUGCCACGGCCAGGAACGACAUCGCCCUGCUGGAGCUGGACCAGCCCGUGGAGUGCAGCGACUACAUCCAGCUGGGCUGCGUGCCCGACGCCUCGCUCAGGGUGUCGGAGCUGAAAUCCUGCUACAUCGCCGGCUGGAACUUUGCCAGAGGCAUGGUUCUGCGGGAGUCCAAGGUCCACCUCAUGGACACGGCGCUCUGCAACAGCAGCCGGUGGUACGGGGGGGCCGUUCAUGCUGACAACCUGUGUGCUGGGUACCCGCAGGGCGGCAUCGACACCUGCCAGGGGGACAGCGGGAAUCCCCUCGUCUGCAAAGACAACAGAGCUGACUACUUCUGGCUGGUGGGAAUGAACAGCUGGGGAAGAGGCUGUGACAGAGCCAGGCACCCUGGGAUCUACAGCUCCACUCAGCACUUCUACAACUGGAUCCUCAUCCAGACGGGCCUGAACCCAGCAGACAUAACCAGUUCAGCACCGGAGCCGAACUGCGCCCCGACUCCUAAGCCAGAGGUCACCACAACUUCGGUGGAGACCCCGACGCCAGGGCCAGAACAAGAGGCAGAAACAGAGCCAACACCAGUGCCAGAGCCAACUCCAGAGCUGGUGACGGUGCCAGAGCCAACUCCAGAGCUGGUGACGGUGCCAGAGCCAACUCCAGAGCUGGUGACGGUGCCAGAGCCGACUCCAGAGCUGGUGACGGUGCCAGAGCCGACUCCAGAGCUGGUGACGGUGCCAGAGCCAACUCCAGAGCUGGUGACGGUGCCAGAGCCGACUCCAGAGCUGGUGACGGUGCCAGAGCCGACGGCAGAGCCGACGGCAGAGCCGGAGCUGGUAACCGAGCCAACGCCAGAGGCGACGUCAGUGCCACAGCCAAGCCCAGAGCCAGAGCUGGUGCCGGACCCGACGCCAGUGCCAGUGCCAGAGCCAACACCAGAGACAACGCCAGAGCCAACGACAGAACCGACGACAGAGCCAACACCAGAGCUAAUGCCAGUGCCGAUGCCAGAGCCAACGCCAGUGCCAGAGCCGACACCACCGCCAGAGCCGAUGCCAGAACCAGAGCAGGAGCCAGAGUCGGUGCCCGAGCCGGAGCCAGAGCUGGUGCCAGAGCCAUCACCCGAGCCAGCCAUCCCCCUGAUGCCCGAGGAUCCGGUGCCACCACCGGCACCGGCACCGGACCGGCUUCUGCUGAUCUCGGUGCCGUACCAGAGCCUGGUGCAGUUCUGUAAACUGCUCAGGGAUUUCCUGCAGUUCCUCAGGGACCAGCUGGGCUGACCGCAGCAGGAGCGGACGCAGCUCCGGCUGCAGAAGGCGUCCGGCUGCCGAACGCGGCCCCGGCCCGUUCCGCUCCCGGCUCCAUCGCCACCGCGGGGCCCGGGGCGGCCGCAGCCCCGGGGCCGCUCCGUCCCUGCCGCCCCUCCCGUGCCGCCCCCCGUGCCGCAGUUCCGUUCGCUGUUGAAAUAACGCUGUUCGUGCUCCCCAGCA